Molecule: messenger RNA, 3315 nt
Organism: Carassius auratus (goldfish)
Lineage: Eukaryota; Metazoa; Chordata; Actinopteri; Cypriniformes; Cyprinidae
Product: neurexin-2-beta
Exons: 4
Source: RefSeq, a predicted model, not a curated record
UGUCUGUUCUUCAAAGGGGGCUUUGAUAGUGAACGGCUGGCUAUUGCUAGGCAAAGAAUCCCGUACCGACUCGGUCGGGUAGUUGACGAGUGGCUACUCGACAAAGGUCGGCAGCUGACCAUCUUCAACAGCCAGGCCUUCAUUAAGGUGGGCGGGGGUGAGAAGGGCCGUAACUUCCAGGGUCAGGUCUCGGGGCUGUACUAUAACGGCCUGCAGGUGCUGAAGCUGGCGGCGGAGGGCGAUCCGAACGUUCAGGUGCAGGGGAACCUGCGUCUGGUGGGAGACGUGCCCUCCGUCAUGAGCACCGACACCACCUCCACCACACCCCUCGCAGACAUGUCCACCACCAUCAUGGAGACCACCACCACCAUGGCCACCACCACCACCCGCAGACAGCGCUCGCCCACCAUGAGAGACAGCGUCACGCAGAAUACUGACGAUCUCUUAGUAGCGUCAGCAGAAUGUCCGAGUGAUGAUGAAGAUCUCGAGGAGUGUGAGCCUGGAAACGGAGGUGAACUAGUGUUGCCAAUUAUAACUGUGGAUUCCCUUGACCCCCCAUCAAUUGUGACACAUUACCCCGUUAUUCCCCCGCCCCCGACCUAUCGCCCCUUCCUCACCUUGCUCGAGACCACCAAAGAUUCUCUCCCCUUGCCCGGCCGGCCCCCCUGUCCGCUGGACCAGGAGGACUGUGAAGAGCCCAUGGAGGUCUCGGCCUACGGCUCGGGCGAGAUGACGGAGUCCGAUGAUGAGGAUUAUUAUAAAAACUCCCCCCUUGUCACUGACCGGACUGUACUCCCCCCUCCCCCUGCAGCCGGGGACCCCCGAGGCGACCGGCCAAUCGCACGUAAUCCCAAGUCCCCUCGCCCUCCGCUCCCGUUCGCCCCCACGGCCCCCCCGGUGCCCCGGCUCAAACCCGGCAUCAACAGUGGCCCCAACAUCCCCGCGGGUAAAAUGAACACCCGUGACCAGGUGCUGCUGCCGCCCAUACAGCCGUCGGGCGACCCGGAACAUGGCGGGCGGCACCGGCAUGUCCCAGGUAUAACAUAUCCUCCCAAUUUUCCCCAUGUGCCCACUACAGACCCCUCAUCACCAGACCGAGGGCCUCCAGGAGCAGUGGAGGUGAUCCGAGAGUCCAGUAGCACGACGGGCAUGGUGGUGGGCAUUGUGGCUGCAGCCGCUCUCUGUAUCCUCAUCCUACUCUAUGCCAUGUACAAGUACCGCAACCGCGACGAAGGCUCCUACCAGGUGGACCAGAGUCGCAACUACAUCAGCAACUCGGCCACGCAAAGCAACGGAGCCCUGGUGAAGGAGAAGCAACCCGGUGCAGCCAAGAUGGGCACAAAGAGCAAGAAGAACAAAGACAAGGAGUAUUACGUCUGAGCUCGGCCUCCAGAGGGACCGAGGUGGAAGCGAGGGGGAGAAGGAGAGAGAUAGGAUGAGGAAUGGAAAGGGAGGUCCGAGUAUUUAUUGCAGUUUACCAGUCUCUUUAAUUUCCAAUCUAGCUGUAGUUUUCAUUUCCAGUAAGAGAGUAUAUGAGUUCGAAAGCACAUAGGAUUCAGAAUCACCCCCUCCCUCAUUUCCAUUUUUGAUAACUAAUCCCAAUUACCAAAAUAAAAAUUCCCUCACUUGUAAUUUAACACUCUAGUUUGUACUUUGUUAAUACUAGUCCUCAAUAUUCAUAAAAUCUCCUAAUCUGAUGUCAAAACACCCCCGUAUGCCAGGCUGAUUGGGCGACCCAUUGUUGCUCCAUUCGAGUAUUGGAUGCGGUUGAGAAUCGUUUGGGAAUGAGAGCAGUUCAGUUGGAACGGCUUGGCAUUGGUGACAUUUCAGGAACAGAUGGUGGCGAAAACGUUUAGCAGUCACACUACUCCGUAAUACUGCCAAACCAGCUCCGUGUCAAAUCCGUCUCCCUCUCUUUCCAAGUGAUUCACGUUUCCAUUCUCCCAUCCCAUCAUCCCUCUCUUUCUCUCUUUCCUCACACCCUUUCUUGGCUUGUUCUCUCUUUUUCUCCUUGGUGCUCAGGAGCAGAUGCAACGUAAUUCUGUUGUGUUUCCAGCAUGUGGUAUUCAAAAUGAAAAGAGACAAAAACUGUUCUGUGGAGUUAAACAAAUAAAUAUAUAUCUAUAUAUCAAACUGUUACAACUAGCGAAACAUCUGUGGAUGAUACCUUAAGCCCCUAGGACUCUCGGUGGCCUGCAGUCACCCUGCAUUCAAGCAAAUAUUUGUUGUGUGUUUUUGGGGUUCCCCAAGGAUCUGUCCUGGACCCGCUGAGGAUCUUGGUUUCUGCUCCACAUUUAAGAACAUGAAACCCCCAGCAGCAAAUAGAUAUAUUCAAAUACAAAGACAAAGGGACAUGAGCAACUGAAGGUCUGAUGUGCUUGAUCAUGCCAACAAACCGUAUCAGUGGAAAACAGCAGAGCAGGAUGCUAGUCUUUUGUUUUGUUUUCUAUAUGUGUGUGUGUCUGUAUGUGUGCUUUUUUAUUUAGUCACAAUGUCAAAGGGAAAAGACAAUAACGAUCCAAUUAAUGUAAAUCCCAUGUAGGGAACGUAAACUCAGCUGCGUCUUUGACCACGUUCUCUCAGGAGGAAAGAAGGUAUGAACUUUGAGCAUUUAAUGGAACGAACUCUCAAAUGAAAGACAAAAUGGCUUGUUCCUUGGAAGAUGUACAUCUUGAACUCUAGUAUUCAAAUUUUCUCAACUCUAUGAAAAGAACUAAACUCUACAUUGAAAAGAAAAUGUUUAAAACAGUUUGUGAAAUGUCUAAAUAUUUGAAUCUCAUCCCAGUGCUAAAAGAGAUGUUUUUCCUAAUUAUCAUCCGUAAGAAAAAAAAAAGAAAAACAAAAAAAGAAAGUGCAGUGAAUUGCAAAGAUCAGUGAAUCGGAUUCCAGAAAGCAGAUGCUCUUUUUAGUAUAAAACAGCAAAAUGUGAUUUGGUUUACAAGAGAACAUUUCCUUUACAGGCAGGAGAGUAUCUCCUUGUAUCCAGAAGACUUUGCUCAUCGUCAUCAUCCUCCGUUUAAAUCAUGUUGCUCGCUUUACUCAGCGUGUGGAGGGCUGUUCAUACUCCAUUCUCACUCAAUGAGGACCAGACGUCAUCAUCAUCAUUCGAUUUCACUCUUCCAUCUCUGUGUGUUUGUGUGAGCGUUUGUCUGUGUGAAUGUGUUUCCAUUCUAUCCGUUCCAGUUCAGGUUUAUUGGAUGUGUUUCUCCUCAGCUCUCUUGUUCUUUCUAAAUGUUAUUGUAGAGUGUCCCAGUGAGAUGAAUCUGCAUACGUGUAUAUUAUCAGAAGGGAAUACAAUUGGUUAUAUACUUCUUA